GAUUUUGUGGACCUGUAUUUUUCUGCUCACUCUCUGACUCCACUUCAUAGGACAGUUAACCCGUCAAGUUUUAACUGCUACCACGGCAGGAUGGGGGGUUCUUCGUCUACUGAGCAGACCCCACCCUCUCCCACUCUGGUUGAACAAUGGAGGACAGUUUCCUGGGGAAAUAACCAGGAGGAUCUUCAAUAUGUACGGCGAUACAAGCCUGAAAACAGUGGCAUCAAACACCUCCGAGUUCUGCUGUACGGGCCAGUUGGAGCUGGAAAGUCCACCUUCAUCAACUCUGUCAAGAGCAUCCUGCAAGGCAGACCUGCAAUUCCUGCUGCAGCCAGUGCAAUUACCGCUACGAGAAGUUUCACCAAAAAGUAUCAAACUCAUAAAAUAAAAGAAGGAAGAGGAAGCUCAGCUACAGUUUACCCUGUGGUCUUCAAUGACAUCAUGGGUCUCGAGGAAGGGACUAACUGUGGUGUUCAUCCUGAAGACAUCAAACUGGCCAUGAUGGGACAUGUGAAGGAGGGUCACCUGUUCAAUCCACUAGCUCCACUGACAGAAAAGGAUCCCGACUACAACCAGACCCCUUCUGCAGAUGAUAAAAUUCAUGUUCUGGUCUGUCUGCUUUCUGCCAACGCAUCAGAAAUUAAGGAAUCUGUACUGGACAAGAUGAACAACGUCAGAGAGAUGGCCAAUGACCUGGGGAUUCCUCACAUAAUGAUCAUCACCAAAGUCGAUGAGGCCUGUCCUGAAACUGAAAAGAACCUGAGGAACGUGUAUAAGAGCAACUAUCUGAAGAGGAAGAUGAAAGAGUUCAGCUCUAAGGUGGGAAUCACGGUGAACUGCAUCUUUCCUGUCAAGAACUACAGCCAUGAAAUUCACCUGAACGAGGAUGUUGACACACUGAUUCUGAGCGUGCUUAAACAGAUAAUUGACUUUGGAGAUGAUUUCAUUGAGCAACUGUGAAUCUUUACGUUUGGAACCAGGCAUGUAUCCAGGUGAAGGAGAAAGAUGAGAAACACCAUGAAGUUGUCAUAAAUCCCAAGUCAAACCUUCACUGCA
Messenger RNA from Pelmatolapia mariae (spotted tilapia), 1056 nucleotides. Its product is annotated as interferon-induced protein 44-like. Gene Ontology annotation, biological process: immune response. The transcript has 9 exons. NCBI's taxonomy places the organism in Eukaryota, Metazoa, Chordata, Actinopteri, Cichliformes, Cichlidae. Bases 91 to 960 code for a protein of 289 amino acids. The record is from RefSeq and is a predicted model, not a curated record.